UUGAAAAGGCAAAGCAGGCUUUUCAUGACUUCGUGCAGACUUCACAUGCACCACAACUAAAAGCUCUUCAGCUGCUUCCAGCAAUAGCUUGCAAUGGAACAAGACUCACAUUGCACAGCAGAGAGGGAACUUCUGGAAGCUGGAAACAGAAUUCCUGCAUUUUCUAUCACAAGUCCAUCUGAUGAAGAACAAAAUCAACCCAAAGCUGAAAUUCCAUGUCAAGUGAGAAAAGAUGACCUGGAAAGAGAUGACCUGCAAGAUUCCAAUGCAUGCCUAGGUCCCAACUCCUCGAUGACCACUAAGGAGCUUCAAGAAUACUGGAGGAAUGAAAAACGCCAAUGCAGACAAGUCAAACUCCUGUUUGAAAUCCCCUCAACCAGAAUUGUAGAGCAUCACUUAGCUAAAUAUGUGAUGUAUAAAAUCAUCAUUUUGCAAACAGGGAGUUUUGACAGCAACAAGUCUGUAAUUGAACGGCGUUACUCAGAUUUUGAGAAACUGCACAGAAAUCUGCUGGAGGAGUUCAGUGAGGAAAUGGAAGAUUUGACCUUUCCCAAAAAAACUCUAACAGGGAACUUCACAGAAGAAAUAAUCAACGAGAGAAAAUUAGCUUUCAAGGAUUACCUGAGACUUCUAUAUUCUAUGAAAUAUAUCCGAAGAUCCAAACAAUUUCUUGACUUUUUAACAAGGCCAGAGCUUCGGGAAGCAUAUGGCUGCCUGCGGGGUGGCCAGUACACCAGAGCUUUGCAAAUCCUGUCACAAGUGGUUGGGCUGCAGGAAAGGCUGACGAGAGGCAACCCUAUCUCAGUUGUCCCUACUCUCUGUGCUAUCGUGGUGUGCUACAAGGACCUGGACAAUCCAGCAAGUGCCUUUGAAUACGGAGAAAGAGCUCUAUCACGCCUUCAAGUUCAUACCAGUCACAGGUAUUACAUUCCAUUGUUAGAAACAAUGAUCGCUUUGGCAUAUGAACUUGGGAAGGAUUUUCUGUCUUUGCAAGAAAAACUGGAAGAAUGGAAGGCAAAAAAAGAUCCUGUAAGGGUUUUUACCCUGAAAGAACUUGCAGUGCGGGAGUACGUGCAAUGAACACAAGAAGGAAGUUCAUAGAAGAUUAAAGUAGUUAGUUCCUUUUCCUCUUGAAAGAGCAAGAUCUGGAAAUCACCUGUCUGGCUAACAUAAUUCUCUAUUACUAGGGGAAAAAAAUUAAAGCUUCUGUUUUCAAAAGAACAAUUUAUGCUUUUACUAUUUCAAACUUAACCUACUUUGUGUGAAACUACACACACAAGAGGAUACAGUAAAUAAAGCACUUAAGAAUCUGCAGAAUCAGAGACAUUGCUUGCUCAUGUGAAAACUACUUCCUUUCAAGAACAAUGUAAGUGAUGCAUCUUAGUACACUGAAUGUAGCUUUUUUUUACUCCUCUAGCUGAAGCCAAACACAGCAGGCUUCAAUAUCAUUUCCCACAAAGAGAAACAACAAACUAUUUUCAAAUGCAUUUUUCCAGUUUUAAUAAUUUCUUAGAACUCCAGCAUUUCUUUCCCCUGCUCUUGCAGUCUAAACAAGAGAAAUCACACAACCACUACAUACUACCAUGUGUUAGAAAUCUGGUAUAAUCUACUUUUCUCAACAACAGCACACAAGUCUGAGCUUUUCUGUACGAUCUCAUUUUUCAGCUUUGAAGUAUAUCUACAAGAGAUAACAGU
Messenger RNA from Pogoniulus pusillus (Red-fronted tinkerbird), 1695 nucleotides. RefSeq names its product sorting nexin 20 (gene SNX20). Bases 94 to 1080 code for a protein of 328 amino acids. The transcript is spliced from 4 exons. The record is from RefSeq and is a predicted model, not a curated record. NCBI's taxonomy places the organism in Eukaryota, Metazoa, Chordata, Aves, Piciformes, Lybiidae. Gene Ontology annotation, biological process: protein transport. Gene Ontology annotation, molecular function: phosphatidylinositol phosphate binding. Gene Ontology annotation, cellular component: early endosome membrane.